AUGGCAACACCAACAUCAACGGCAAAGCAAGUAACAUACUGUGGAGUUUGUUCGCUGCCUCCGGAGUACUGCGAAUUUGGGCCAACUCUUGAUAAGUGCAAGAAAUGGUUGCAAGAAAAGCAUUCCGAGUUGUUUCAUAAGCUUUACUCUCAAAUUGAACUCGUAGAAAAGUUAGCUAACACAUCAUUGGAAGAGAAACCAAAUGAGGUAGAAGACAAAAAGAAAGCAAAAGAGGCUGCAAAGAUAGAACGUGAAUUGCAAAAAAAGAUGACUUCCAAGGUCAUCAUCACACGGAUCGCACGAAAUAAACGAAAAUGUGUCACGAGUGUUUACGGUUUACAAAAUUUCGACAUUGAUUUGAAAAAAGCUGCAAAAUCCUUUGCAACAAAAUUUGCCUGUGGUUCCUCUGUUGUCAAAAAUAAUCAAGGAAAUGAUGAGAUCGUUGUACAAGGAGAUGUUUCUGAUGAUCUGUUCGACUUUAUAUUAGAAACAUGGAAAGAUGUUCCAGAAGAUAAUAUUGAACUUACAGAAGACAAAAAAUCAAAAAAAUGA
This is a messenger RNA of Acaulospora morrowiae, 552 nucleotides long. Lineage: Eukaryota; Fungi; Glomeromycota; Glomeromycetes; Diversisporales; Acaulosporaceae. The record is from the annotation of a GenBank genome assembly.